This is a messenger RNA of Doryrhamphus excisus (bluestripe pipefish), 5680 nucleotides long. RefSeq names its product GTF2I repeat domain containing 1 (gene gtf2ird1). The record is from RefSeq and is a predicted model, not a curated record. Gene Ontology annotation, cellular component: nucleus. NCBI's taxonomy places the organism in Eukaryota, Metazoa, Chordata, Actinopteri, Syngnathiformes, Syngnathidae. Gene Ontology annotation, molecular function: DNA-binding transcription factor activity.
CACCUCGGACUUUUUCUUUUCUGUUCUUUUCUCUUUUUUUACCCCCAGAGGUUGAUCUGUUAAUCCUGUAUGUAAAUGACAGCCAAUGGAGUGUGUUGUUGCGUUGGGAUGGGAUUAGCAGGAGGCGAAUGAGUUUCAAUUUUACUGGAUUACAGAACAAAGAAGGGGAAAGGGACACCCUAGCGCUGUUAAGGGAGGAAAGAAGACAAAAAUAAAACGAUUAAUAAUUUUUUAAAAAUACAACACGGUGAUGAUCGGGAUUAUGUCGUUUGCAACACAUCAUCGUGCGUGCGGGAGUCGUUUGUGAUGGAUUAAAGAAAACAACAUAUUCCCGGAUUGACAGCAACAAGGCUAUUUAAUCGCCAAUCACGAGGCAUGGCUCAGAUGAGGAAGCUGCCAUGUGAAGGUGCCAGGACAAUCUCCCGAUGUGAGCCCCAGGCUUCUCUGGUGUCAGCCAGGCAAGAGAUCCUCACUAGCCUGGUGUCUGCCCUCGACUCUGUGUGCAUGGCCAUGUCCAAGCUCAACGCAGAGGUGGCGUGCGUCACCGUGCACGAAGAUAGUGUGAUUGCUGUUGGCACGGAGAAGGGCAGAAUUUUCCUGAACUCCAGGAGGGAGAUCCAGACAGACUUCUACAAGUUUUGCCGGGCACCAUGCCUGACAAACGUGAUCACGGCUGCCAACACCCAUACCAAAGACCAGGAAGUCGAUCUGAGCAAGGCUAGCAAGGACGCAGAGCACGGGAAAGCCAGACCACCUCCAGAUGCCCCGUCCAACAUCUUUGUUCUGAGGAAGAUGGUGGAGGAAGUUUUCACCGUGCUCUACAGUGAAGCUGUGGGAAAGAACUCCCUGGUUCCCGUGCCUUAUGAGUGGAUCCAAAAGGAACCCAGCUGCCUUGUGGCUCAUGGUCUACCGGAGGGAGUUGCCCUGAAAAAACCCUCUGAGUAUGACACCAAGACUUUGAUGAAGAUUCUGGAGCAAAGCCACCGCAUUCACUUCACCGUCAAAAGGUCAGCGGAAGACAUGUCUCGAGAAACCAAGUCCACAAACACAGAAAGUAACCACAACUCUUCCAGCGGCAACAUGACGACGGUGAAGACUACUGGCCAGGUAGUCACACCAUCAAGUCCUGCCACUUCCACCAACUCUGUUCUCUCAAACUUCCUGUACGGCAUGCCCAUGUCCUCCAAACCCCACCCAGAUGACAAGCUGGACUUCAAGCCCACGUCCCUCCUUAACCUGGGCAAGGACCGUCUGGCCAACUUGAUAGACAAGAAUACAUGUGGGAAGGAUACUGCUAGUAAUGAUGACUCAACAAGACUACCUGGUGAACAGGGUCAGACCUCUGCUAGUGUCCAUAUAUCCAAGAGGCUACUCUUCUCCAUAGUACACGAAAAAGCAGAAAAAUGGGACUCUUUCAUCCGGGAAACGGAAGACAUUAACACGCUGAGGGAAUGUGUCCAGAUCUUGUUCAACAGCAGAUACGCUGAGGCCCUGGGUCUCGAUCACAUGGUGCCUGUCCCGUACCGCAAGAUAGCCUGCGACCCAGGCGCCGUGGAAAUCAUCGGCAUCCCCGACCAGAUCCCUUUCAAAAGACCAUGCACUUAUGGCGUACCCAAGCUGAAGCGCAUCCUAGAUGAACGUCACGGAAUCCGCUUUGUAGUGAAACGGAUGUUUGAUGAAAGGAUUUUCACAGCUGCGGGCAAAAUGGCAAGGGAGGAUGGCAAGCACGACCUGGGUUCUGUACAAGAAGACGGUUUCCCUGAGAAUCUGAGCCUCCCGUCUGCCGCCACCACUACAACCUCAGCUGCCACAACAGAGCUGAUCAGCAAUCCUCACAGCUGCCGGUCAACGAGUGCAUGCGUGAGUCCCCUGGCAGACUGUGAAGCAGGUCCUUCUGGAGAUUGCAUUCCUCUGAAGAGGAUUAAAACAGAGCCUCCAGAUGGGGAGAUCAUUCAAGUGACCGUGCCAACAGAUACUGGUACAAGUGGGGAGGAGCCUAGCGAGCCUGUAUCCUCACCCUCCAGGGUCUCCUGUCCAUCCACAGCCUCGCCAUCUGCUGUCCCCCAUCACCUGGCAGAGAACCACGCAGCUGAAGCUCUGUCUCUGAAUGCUGGCCCCCUGAGUGUCAGGAGACCAACUGAAGCUGGUAGCCUGGUGGAGGACAUUGGUGAAAUGAUUCUUCAGCUGCGCAGACAAGUGGAAAGCUUGUUCAGCAUCAAGUAUGCUGAAGCUUUGGGCCUCCCUGAAGCAGCCAAGGUGCCCUACUCCAAGUUCCAGAUGUACCCUGAGGAUCUGUUUGUCACUGGGCUGCCCGAGGGGAUCUCCUUGCGACGGCCCAACUGUUUUGGGGCGGCCAAGUUGCGCAAGAUCCUGGCCGCCGGUAGUCACAUCCAGUUUGUCAUCAAAAAACCCAAGCUGCUGAGCGAGCAAGUCAAACAAGAGAUGCCUUCUGUCGCUGUCGGUGACUCCAAAGGUUCAGAGCUGGACACAGUCAAGGAUGCAACGCCGCUGAUAGAGGAUGCUACAGCUUUGUCCAAAAGACCUGCUUUCUCAGAGUGCCUGGAGUCCAAGCUGUCCAGGAUCGACUUGGCCAAUACGCUGCGGGAGCAAGUCCAGGACCUGUUCAAUAGGAAGUACGGCGAGGCGCUGGGUAUCAAGUACCCGGUGCAAGUGCCUUACAAGAGGAUCAAGAACAACCCGGACUCUGUCAUCAUCGAAGGUCUCCCACCCGGGAUCCCCUUCAGGAAGCCCUGCACCUUCGGCUCCCAGAACCUGGAGCGCAUCCUGGCAGUCGCCGACAAGAUUAACUUUACCAUCACCAGACCUUUUCAAGGCCUCAUUCCAAAACCUGCACCUCGCAGAGUCACUUUACUCAAGAAGGCAUACGCUUCUAUCAGUGAUGAUGAUGACAUCAACCGAGUUGGAGAGAAGGUGGUCCUCAGAGAGCAGGUCAAGGAACUGUUCAACAAGAAAUACGGUGAGGCUCUUGGCCUGGACCGUUCCGUGGUGGUGCCAUACAAGCUCAUCCGUGGCAGUCCUGAGUCCGUGGAAGUGGAUGGUCUCCCGGACGACGUCCCCUUCCGGAACCCCAACACCUACGAUGUUGUGUGCCUGGAGAAGAUCCUCCAGGCCGCCGAGAGGAUCACGUUCAGCGUCAAGACGCAGCUACACUCUUUUGCAGAACGGUGUGGCCAGACUUGCAACACGGCAGCAGCCGCAGCCGCAGCCGACACCUCCACUAGUCGACGGAAGCGCAAGCGAGUCCAGGAGACCCAUCGCGUGCCGGCCUCCUCUGAGCUGGCCCCGUCGGCCAAUCAGAUUCCAUUGAUGCAGUGGCCCAUGUACAUGGUGGACUACAGCGGCGUCAACAUGCAAGUUCCUGGCAAAGUCAACUACUGAACUUCACAGACGAAUGUUGGGCCCAAGAGAUGGACUCCUGUCACUGCGUUGAGAACAAUCUCCAGGUGGACAAUUGGUGGAGAAGGUUUGUUACAAGGCGGCCGAUUGCAUUGCGGAUGGUAAUAAUUUUUGUUGUUGUUUUUUCUAACUUAGCUGAAGCGUUAACAAAAUAUGCCCCACAAAAUGUAUUACUGAAACAAUUACCAUCCAUCAUACUCAAAUGUUUGUACUUUUUAUUUAUUAUAUUUAUUGAAGUAUGACAUUAUGUGCAGGGAUGUAAAAAAAAAAAAAAGUGUGGGAAAGUGAUCAUAACACUCACACCUUUUGAUGCUUGUUGCUAGGGGACGCCUGUGAGUCACACAUACAGUGGAAAUAGAAAGUAAGUGAUUUUUAGAUUUGGAGCGCCCCUGCAAGAAACAGUAAGUCAAUAAUAUUGCAAUAUGAUUGGUUUUGCUUAACAUUUGUCACUCAACACAAAUUAGAAUUUUGGGUGCCUAACCAGAUAAAUUGUGUAUUGCCAUAGUACAUAAGCUAAUGGUAAAGAACACAAUAUAUUCAUUAGGGCCAUUUUGACUCCCAACCUUUAUUAAGGUUUAUUUAUUUUAAAAAAAUGUCCUCCUUUUUCUUUGGAAAUUUACUGUAUAUAGACAGGUUAUGUGUCACUUCAUUUGUGAAUACAUAUUUUAGUAUUAACUACAGUUUUUUUCUGUUGUCAAUGUGUACAUCAUAAAACAAUGUGAAAUGCGGUCGCUCCCAGGACCGACUUAAAUUACUGUACACAAACAAAAGAUCACAAAAGAUCCCUUAAGAUAUUUUUUCCUUACAGUGCAUUCCUACAGGUUAUAUAGGUCACUUCGUUUUUAGAAAGGUGUUUUACUUGCUCCUUUUUUACAGAAGGAAAAACUUUUUACUGGACUUGCUUUCUACAUCCACUAUAUGAAAGUUGCUCACAAGCAAGUGUUGGGAGGCUACAGUAUACGCAGCCUUUGUAUGUUAGCGCCAUAUUAACAUGUAUAUGUCAUUUAACAACAACAAAAAAAGAAUGUAUCACAUGAAAUGAGACAACUAACCCCCAUUUAAAGAUGCUGUACCUUAAUGCCAAUUAGGCCUUUUCAACAAUAAAAAAUGUUGCCUUGUAUUGUUGGCCUUCUUUCCUCAUGUGAACGUGAAAUCAAACGAGUGGAGUGUCUUGACAUGAAUGCUUUUAUUGCAGGCUUCUCAGUGUUAGUGCUGCGGUACAGAGAGCAGAGAAAGAACUCAUGUGAGUACAGGAGGUUGAUUGUCACGAUGUAGAACUUGCUGGAACUUUUCUUUAAAUCACAGCAUGUUUGACCUUGUGCCUUCAUGAGAAACCUCCUCAUCCAGGUUAGACUAUACGCGGGUACUUUUCUCUUCCUGACUAUUCAUUUUCUACAUUUCAAUGACUUGACACCAAGUAUUGCCGCUUCUCAUUAACAUUAGACGUUGCUUUGCUACGCUUUUUUUUUUUAAUUGCAUAACCAAUUGAAGUCGACUGCCCUUUACUGGAAAACACGGCAGGUAGAUGUCACAACUAAAGUGCUUAAUGAGAUUUGUAUCCCCGUACUGUCGCCAUGGCGACUGAGUCAGAGGGCAGGGGAUGCGGACGAAGCCUGUGAUGGACAAAAAAUGGAAAAAAAAAAAAAUCAAAUAGAUGAUUGGCACUAGCUGCUCCUGGAAUACAAGCAGGAAUGUAUCCAGCGCCAUCUUGUCACAGAAAGCCUUUUCAUUCAUGAAGCCCCCUUUCAUGGCGCAGGAGUGGAAGUGUUGGCCUAGCUGCUGCAGCCUGGGCCGGGGGCUUUCAGGCAGUCCUCGGUGAUGCCCUGAGAGGCCAGCUCAGACAGAACGUUGUCCAGAUAGUUGGGGUCUGGGAAGCCAUGGCCCGACAGGUUGGACAUCAUCUCGGUCUUGUGGUGGAUUCCGUUCCACACUACCGUGUCAGGCUCCCCAGUCGUGCUCGACGUCCCCACCGUGAAGAUGAGGCGCCGCAUCCACGCAACCUUCAGCAGUUCCAGCACCUUUGGUGACAAAGGCCCCGUCCCGUGUGUUAGGAACAGCAAAAAACACGACAAGCAAGUCCAUGGACAAAACAAGACCAACCACUACAGAAAAGAAAGCCUUGCUGCCAUGACGGGCAUGAACACCUUGGCUGCAGGGUGGAGCGAGUGUUUACCUUCCUGCCUUUAUCACUGUCUGGCAGGAAGCAGAACCGAGGGAAUCCCCGACACGUAAAUGGCUGCCCCGGGUUGGGAUGCUCUGGACC